Messenger RNA from Harmonia axyridis, 1667 nucleotides. Its product is annotated as synaptic vesicle glycoprotein 2C-like. Gene Ontology annotation, cellular component: membrane. Bases 54 to 1622 code for a protein of 522 amino acids. Gene Ontology annotation, biological process: transmembrane transport. The record is from RefSeq and is a predicted model, not a curated record. Lineage: Eukaryota; Metazoa; Arthropoda; Insecta; Coleoptera; Coccinellidae. Gene Ontology annotation, molecular function: transmembrane transporter activity. The transcript is spliced from 11 exons.
UUGUUCAAUCAAUACGCUGCGAUCUUAACCGAGGUAGAUUCGUGAUAGAUAAGAUGUUGGACUUACUGAAAAAACUUUUCAAGAAGAAAAAUAUUGAGGUAAAAAUUGAAAAAGUGGAAAGCAAAGAGUAUGAAGAGGCAGACUUUGAAACCGCAAUUUCAUCAGCAAGUUUUGGAAAAUUCAACUUGCUGAUAAUCAUUCUCGCCAUACCAAUGUGUUGGACAACAAUCUUUGAAACAACUACAAUGUCCUACGUAUUCCCAGCAGCUCAAUGUGACCUCAACUUGUCCUUAGAAGAUAAGGGUCUCCUGAAUGCUAUAACUUAUGCAGGGACUUUCGUCAGUGCCUUCGUAUGGGGUUUCCUGUUCGAUACGUUUGGAAGGAGAAAACUGCUGAUUGUAGGCUUCUUUCUCAAUGCUAUAUUCGCUGUUCUCGGAAGUUUUUCCCAAACGCUAGAAUUUCUGAUGGUUAUGAAAUUCAUGGGAGGAUUUAUAAUGUCAGGUCCGUUUGCUGCUCUAACGACAUACCUCUCGGAAAUACACUCUGUAUCUUACCGGCCUAAGGCACCUAUGUUGCUGGGUUUGUGGAAUGCCGCUGGAUCCCUGUAUCUUCCUCUACUUGCUUCGUUUGUGCUUCCCUUGAAGAUCGAAUGGAAGAUAGGACAUUGGGUUUUCCACUCUUGGAGCCUCUUUCUCCUCAUCAACUCCAUUCCACCAAUAAUGAGUGCAGCUAUUUUCGUAUUCCUACCAGAAAGUCCAAAGUUCUUGAUGUCCCAGGGUAAAAAUGAGGAGGCUUUGGAAGUUUUCAGGAUGAUUUACAGUAUGAACACAGGAAAACCAAAGGAUACAUAUCCAGUGAGAAAACUGGUAAAAGAACGUGGAGAAAUCGAAGAAGUUGAAAACAAAGAACGAAAGAGUUUGGUCAAAGGUGUUAAAGAUGGAUGGCAACAAAUGCGUCCCCUAUUCCAUGCACCUUUCCUGAAGAUUUUGCUCUUGGUGUGCUCAAUACAACUUUUCAUGACAAUGAGUUUGAACACCUUGAGAUUGUGGUUUCCCCAGCUCUUCCAAGCAAUAACAGAUUACAAAUUCAAGUAUGGAAAAUCAUCUACUCUAUGUGAGAUGCUUUCUGUCUUACACCCAAAAGAAGAAGAAGAUGAAUGUUUCGUGAAUACUGAUAAUCUUGAGGUCUAUCGGAACUCAAUGAUAGUGUCCAUAACCCAAGUUUGCUCAUAUCUUCUGGCCGGCAGUCUUGUAAAUCUGUUAGGCCAAAACUUUCUGUUGAAUAUUGUGAGCCUUUUGUCUGGUUCUUUUGCGGCAGGAAUAUAUUUUUCUCCUAAUAGUGAGAUAGCAACUGCACUUAUAGCUGGAUUCACAAGUCUGGCUAGUAUAGGAACUAACGCUAUACUUAUAGUAGUGGUCAACUUAUUUCCAACAACUUUGAGGACUAUGACUGUAUCUUUGGCGAUGAUGUGUGGUAGAGGAGCUGCAAUGUGUGGAAAUAUAAUUUUUCCAUAUCUUUUAGAAUUGGGUUGUGGCCCACCUUUUUUCAGUGCAGCUUGUAUUAUGUUCUUGAGUUUCAUAUUAUCACUACUGAUUCCGAAACAGAAUAAAAAUUUUAUAUGAGGAUAAUUGUUCAAAGAGAAUAGUUGGAAUAAAUAAUAUGUUCUG